CCAUUCAUAGAUAUAGAUACUCCAGACACAGAUAAGUCCAAUCCAACAUUUGUCUUUGUCUUUAGGGAGUAGGUUGGGAUAGAAAGGCUGCCGAUAUUGAUACUGUUGAACAGAAAGAUUACUGAAUGRCUGUCAGGACCAAAACGUUUUUAUUUGUUCUGUCCAUGCUUCACGUUUGUGCCAGCGUCACAACUCAAAGUUGCACAUCAAGAUACACCCAUCCUCAUUUCGCGCUCAAAUAUCACGUGAUUCACAAUAUUUCAGAUGUGUUAUUUAAACAACAGUGCAUUGACAAAUGCCGUCUCCACCAAAAAUGUCACAGCAUUAAUUUCUAUAAAAACAUUAACACUUGUGAWUUGAAUGAAGGCAAUCAUUUAUCAAAUCCUGAAAGUCUUUUGCCUUCUGCUGAUGGGGAAUAUAUCAACUUCAACGAGCGUCCACCAGCCAAUUGUAGCGGAAAUCUUUGUAGCAAGCCACAUCCAUGUKUAAUGGACGAAAAUGAUGGUGACUUGUAUCGAUGCUGUACACAAGCUGAGGUGAUUAUCAAAUUUCCACGAAAAUCUGUUGAAGAUUACGUCAUUGCUGAAAAUCUUAUUAUCAAGACUUUAACGGCGUUCACUCUUAGUCUUUGGGUGAAGWUGGACAGGAAUGCGUCACAAGCUGUGGCCUUCAGUUAUGCCAUCAAUCGCAAUUCCAAUAACGAGAUCGUAGUUCAAUUUACAGAAAACAAAGCGGUAAUGCUGGCAGUGGGGAGCAAGGUGAAAAGCCAUARCUUGUCAAAGAACUACCACGAUGAUCAAUGGCACCACAUCUGCUACACAUAUCGCAGUGACUCACAAAAGUAUCAUUUUUACAUUGAUGGAAGUUUGAAGGUCCAGUACAAACAAACUCAAGUGCAGCAUGUGAGAGCUGGAGGUGCUGUAGCCCUCGGACAAGACCAGGAUUCUUACAAGGGAGGUUUUCAACAGUACCAGAGCUUCAAAGGAGCCAUGUCUAAAAUCAACAUGUGGGAUAAAUACAUGGAUGCUGGUGAAUGUGAAGCACUUUAUCGCGCAUGCUCAAUUGGGGAUGAGGGAAACCUCAUCAAGUGGUCGGACCUCUACAAAAAUCCCUUAUUUGGAAAUCUUAAGGUCGUUUGUGGMGAUUCUUGUACUUGAUCUGAGAUUCUAACCAUGUUCCAUUUCAGAAUGUUUUAAUACGAUCCUGGGGACAAGAUAAUAGAAGUAGGGGAAAAAGAGUAGAUAAGAGUUUAGACUCAUAAUGUUCGUCGAUUUCAUUAAGAGUAUUUAAGUAUUGCGCAAUUACAGUCACGUAAAAUCCUAUUUAGAAGAAAUUGCAAAACUCAUUAAUCAUUCGUCCGAGAUCAUGAUCAUA
This is a messenger RNA of Exaiptasia diaphana, 1374 nucleotides long. Its product is annotated as C-reactive protein-like. The record is from RefSeq and is a predicted model, not a curated record. NCBI's taxonomy places the organism in Eukaryota, Metazoa, Cnidaria, Anthozoa, Actiniaria, Aiptasiidae. The coding region runs from base 126 to 1157 and encodes 343 amino acids. The transcript has 5 exons.